CAGCGUCAGCAGCAACAGCAGCAGGGAGAAAGAGAGGGAGAGCGAGAGAGAUGGCCGCCUAGAUCUCACUACCAGCCUCCCUUCCUUCCAGCUGAGAAAUCACAGCUUUGACAAAGUUAGAACCGACCGUGGGUCGAAGUAGCAGCAGAAACACUCUCCCAGCCCAGCCCGGACAAGAGCACCGGGAUGCACCAGGGGGCUUGGCAGCACCAAUGGCCUUCACGUCCCGGUUCUCCCGGAGUGGAUCCAGGACUCCCACCCAGAGGACUCACGACGACACAAUCAGCCACCCCAUCCUCAGUGUCUUUGAGCUGGAGAGGUUGCUGUACACAGGAAAGACCGCCUGUAACCAUGCCGAUGAAGUUUGGCCAGGACUGUACCUGGGAGAUCAAGAUAUAGCAGCCAACCGUCGCGAGCUGACACGCCUGGGCAUCACCCAUAUCCUCAAUGCUUCACACAGCAAGUGGCGGGGAGGCGCUGACUACUACGAGGGCAUGGGCAUCUGCUAUCUGGGCAUCGAGGCACACGACUCGCCCACCUUUGACAUGAGCCCCUACUUUCACCCUGCAGCUGACUUCAUCCAACAGGCCCUGAGCAAGAGCGGAGGAAGGAUCCUUGUUCACUGUGCCGUAGGGGUGAGCAGAUCAGCCACCCUGGUCCUCGCCUACCUCAUGAUUCACCACCACUUGACCUUGGUGGAGGCCAUAAAGACCGUCAAGGACCACAGAGGCAUCAUCCCCAACCGGGGAUUCUUACGCCAGUUGGCUGCACUGGACAACUCCCUCAGGUUGAAGUAGAGACCGUGAGUGGGUGGGUCAUGGGGAAACCAUGUAUGAUCCAAAUCUGUUGGUGCGUAUGAGGCAGUUCUUACUGGGUCAGAUUUCAGGGCCCGGUAUCCCCGAGCUUCCACAGAUCUCGCCCUGCAGAAGCCCAACUGUAAAGCUUCCCACCUGCCUUUACUGUAUGCUAUCUUAGCCUCAGGCGUCACUCAGAGGUGCUAGCCAGCUCAGGUUUCUGAAGGUCUUUCUCCUUCCCUCUUUGCUGGCUUUGGGAAGCCACAGAAUUGGGGUUCUCCCAGAUGAUUUCUCAACCUGCGACUGAGGCACAUUUAAGCUGCCAAAAUUUCUUCAGAGCACUCUGUGACAUGGCCUGUUGCUUCCUGUUUGCUUGUAACCUUUGUCAAAGAGUUUGGGUACCUCCUCACCCCAAUGUAUUUUACCUAUAAGAAUAAAACCUUGCUGAGAUGA
Gekko japonicus is the source of this 1247-nucleotide messenger RNA. It is a transcript of the gene DUSP26, whose product is annotated as dual specificity phosphatase 26 (putative). Gene Ontology annotation, molecular function: MAP kinase phosphatase activity; protein tyrosine/serine/threonine phosphatase activity. The record is from RefSeq and is a predicted model, not a curated record. Lineage: Eukaryota; Metazoa; Chordata; Lepidosauria; Squamata; Gekkonidae. Gene Ontology annotation, biological process: negative regulation of MAPK cascade; protein dephosphorylation. Gene Ontology annotation, cellular component: cytoplasm. Bases 213 to 797 code for a protein of 194 amino acids. The transcript has 4 exons.